AAAUAAUGUUGAAAAGCAUGCGAAAUGUCGAGGGAGGGCAGAGAUGGCGGCCGCCCUUCGACUUUCGAUCCUCCGCUACAUCCGACUCCCCGUCCAGUCUCUGGAUCGAUUCCGGCUAGAGUCGCCGUCACGGAAUCCCUUCCUUAGUUGCAACCGAUUCCUCUCCUCCCAUGGGGAGGAGCAUCUCGACCGCGAGGAGGUCGUCGAGCGCGUCCUCGCCGUCGUCAAGAGUUUCCCCAAACUCGAUCCCUCUAAGGUAGGCACGGAUUCCCACUUUCAGAAGGAUCUGGGACUGGACAGCCUUGACAACGUCGAGAUAGUGAUGGCGCUCGAGGAGGAAUUCAAGCUCGAGAUUCCCGACAAUGAGGCCGACAAGAUUGACUCCUGCAGCGUUGCUAUUGAGUACAUCUUUCACCAUCCCAUGUCUGGCUAAUUGCUAGGUUUUUAGUUGGGAAGUAUGAAGAAGUACAACAUGCUUGUGUUAUUGCUGAAUCUAGUGUUUAGCUGCAACCGCACAAGGGUUGGUUUAUUUUAAGAAUGUGAAUCUCUUCUUGAUAUUCAACACAGGAGGAGAUAUUGAAUAAUGUCAUUUUGUCAAGAGUGCUCUCUUUGAGCUUAAGAAAAUACUUUUAAAGUUGUUGAUUUUGUUGAAACUUCUUUCUGAUUCCUCUCUUG
This is a messenger RNA of Phalaenopsis equestris, 675 nucleotides long. RefSeq names its product acyl carrier protein 1, mitochondrial. The transcript has 2 exons. Gene Ontology annotation, molecular function: acyl carrier activity; acyl binding. Gene Ontology annotation, cellular component: mitochondrion. The record is from RefSeq and is a predicted model, not a curated record. Lineage: Eukaryota; Viridiplantae; Streptophyta; Magnoliopsida; Asparagales; Orchidaceae. The coding region runs from base 44 to 433 and encodes 129 amino acids. Gene Ontology annotation, biological process: fatty acid biosynthetic process.